Messenger RNA from Lachancea fermentati, 801 nucleotides. NCBI's taxonomy places the organism in Eukaryota, Fungi, Ascomycota, Saccharomycetes, Saccharomycetales, Saccharomycetaceae. The record is from the annotation of a GenBank genome assembly.
AUGGAACAACUUGACAGAAUUAUCGAACAGGACGACAUAAAGAGAUGUAUCAUAGUACUUGAUGCACAUGAUAAUUAUCUAGAAGAUGAAUAUCAGUUCGAGAGGGCAAUGCGCUUUUUGCCUUUAAAUAUUCAACGGAGAAUACUCAACAAACGGGGCGACGCGCGUAAUACAGCCCUCUGCAAUCAACUGUUGCAAUUGAUAACUUGCUCAAAAUUCAGUAAGCUACCUAGGCAAAUGAUUGAGUUUUCCCACAGUGAAAAAGGAAAACCAUAUCUUAAAAACUCUACUGGACUGUCUUUCAGUAUGUCGAAUAGCGAUUCGAGAACUGCUAUUUAUAUGAAAAGGACACAAGGCCAUUCUGAUGUUGGAAUGGAUAUGGCAUCCACCAAAGAUUGUCAAAGAUGGGAAAGUAACUAUUUAGACCUAUUUCAAGAUAUCUUUUCUUCCGAGGAAUACAGUUUUCUUCGAAGAGCACCAAGGGGUGACAUAAGAGACAAAUUAUUCACACAUUAUUGGUCCCUUAAAGAAGCUUAUACAAAAUAUACGGGAACUGGGUUGAAUUGCGAUUUGUCAAGAUUGGACUUUGGAGAAAUAAAAGCUGCUAGCUUGGAGGAAUUUCGCGAACAUAUCUCAAUUUUGGACGGAAAAUCAUUUUUAUUCCUGUCAAAAUGGCUUACUGAAAACUCAAUAGUUACAGUAUGCGAUGGACCUUUAACAGGGAGUGAUGAAUCUUCUUCUAUCUCAGUAGUUGAAUUGAAUGUUCGAACAAUCGUAGAUAAUUUGGAUAGUAUGAAAUGA